AAUCAAAACAUUUGAGAACUAAAAACACGUGUCCACACAUCGUACACUGAAUCAAAGUCAAGUACAAAGUUGCUUAAUCCAUAUGUUGUCCAUAUUACAUCACAAUAUACGUAACGUAGGGGAAAUUGCAUCUCAUUAUUACGAAACUACCCUUAGUCUUUGUCAACUUGACCUUUCCUCACCAUCACUCAUUGCGGAGGAAACUUCCCGGCCACCACCGCGCAACCGCCUCUAGCUUUAAAUAAUUCUCCAAAGUUUUCAAACCCGUGUUUUAACCGUCGGACAAUCAAGAAUCUCCCCACCUAUAUACAUACACGCAUUCACAUACUCAUCUUUAUAUAUAACCUACCAUCUUUAAAAGAAUCUUUAUCGAACCAUUUAGUAUUCAAGAUUUGUAUACAAAUCAAGAAAAUGAGUCUUUCUAAGAACCAGAAAUCUCCAUUGUCAAGAUUGUACAAGAAAUAUUCCAAGAGGAAGUCAGAAUCUUCAAGAACGCUUGAAGAUGAAGCAAGAACCAGCAGCAGUAGCGGAAGCAGCUCGUUAAACGUGGACGAGCUGAGAACCGUGUUUGACUAUAUGGAUUCAAACUCUGACGGUAAAAUCUCCGGGGAGGAGCUACAGAGCUGCGUUAGUCUCUUAGGCGGCUCGUUGUCUUCACGUGAGGCAGAGGAGGUGGUUAAGAUUUCUGACGUUGACGGAGACGGGUUUAUUGACUUUGGUGAGUUUUUGAAGCUUAUGGAAGGUGAUGAUGGUAGUGAUGAAGAGAGGAGGAAGGAGCUGAGAGAGGCGUUUGGGAUGUAUGUUAUGGAGGGAGAAGAGUUUAUCACGGCGGCGAGUUUACGGAGGACGUUAAGUCGGCUCGGCGAGUCGUGUACCGUUGAUGCUUGUAAGGGUAUGAUUCGUGGGUUUGAUCAGAAUGAUGAUGGAGUUCUCAGUUUCGACGAGUUUGUUCUGAUGAUGCGUUGAGAUGAUUGAUAUAUGGGGGUUUUGACAUUUCUUUCUUUCUUUAAUCCAGUUAAUUGCUUACUUCAAAUUCUUUACAUUUACUUAUUUUUAUUCUUUUUGAGUUCUUCUUAUUCCUUUGUAUAUUUGUGUCUCAUCUGAUCCAUAUGUAUUUAAACACACUUCAUAUUAAACAUGUUCUAUAGUAUAUUUUUCUUCUCUUUUAUUUUA
Molecule: messenger RNA, 1173 nt
Organism: Camelina sativa (false flax)
Lineage: Eukaryota; Viridiplantae; Streptophyta; Magnoliopsida; Brassicales; Brassicaceae
Source: RefSeq, a predicted model, not a curated record